Anolis sagrei ordinatus is the source of this 1914-nucleotide messenger RNA. NCBI's taxonomy places the organism in Eukaryota, Metazoa, Chordata, Lepidosauria, Squamata, Anolidae. The record is from RefSeq and is a predicted model, not a curated record.
AUGUACUACCUCUGGAUGGGUGCAGAUAUACUUUAUUUCUGUCAGCAGUUCUGCGUGGACACCUCCGGUGGCUCCGGGUUCGGCCUUUCCAUCCUCUGGACCUUGAUCUUCACCCCGUGUUCCUUCCUCUGCUGGUAUCGGCCCAUGUACAAGGCCUUCAAGAGCGACAGCUCUUUCAACUUCUUCGUCUUCUUCUUCAUCUUCUUUGCACAGGACGUGGUUUUUGUUCUGCAGGCCAUCGGCAUUCCCGGCUGGGGCUUCAGUGGUUGGAUCGUGAGCCUCUCAGCCCUGAAGCUGAACACUGGUGUGGCCGUCCUCAUGAUGCUGGUUGCGACCCAAUUCACGGCUGUGGCUGGACUGGGCAUUAUCAUGCUCAAACGGAUCCACUCUCUUUACCGUCGCACCGGCGCCAGCUUCCAGAAAGCUCAGGAGGAGUUUGCGGCUGGCGUAUUCUCCAACCAAGCAGUGCGCACGGCUGCAGCCAACGCGGCCGCGGGGGCAGCGACCAGCACCUUCCGGGGCUCGUAAAAGAGCCAAGGCUCGUGCGCUGGGAAACCAGCCCCUUUUUUCCACGGGGGAGCAGCUUCACCUGGAACAAAAGAAGAAGACAACAAAGAAAAAAGAAGAAUCUCGAAUCGCGGAGGUCCUUUGUGUGUGCUGUUUUUCAGAAGGCUGUCCUCGCUCCUGUGUAACGUAAACCCGGUUCCGCAUGGGAUUUAGCACUGCUGUCUCAUCCCAUUUCACACCACUUCCUUCGGCGCAAAAGCUUUUCUCGAAUCAAAGGGGGAGAAGACGGGAGCGAGAAAAAAGCUGUGGAAAUCGUCCACCUUGCUGGGAUGGACUCUUCCUUUGCCAGGGCCUCGUCGUGCUCGUAUGUGUGCCCCACUUUCCCCCCUUUUGCCCAAAUGUGGACUUCAUUGUCCUUCCCUUUGCGUCUGCGUUCCUAGCGUCUCCCAGGUUUGCUCACGAAGCACCGGAGAGCAGUUGGGCUUCCUUGCUUUCUCCCUCGAUCGAUCUUCUCGUCUUGGCUGUUGCUGCUUCUAUUAACCAGCUCAGGCUCUUAACACCUGAUGGCCUAUUCUGAAUUUGCAGAAUGCAGUAGCAUUUCCUUGCAUCAGUUUGCCUUUUCGAUGGAUAUUUCCUUCUCUUCUAGCAGCAGCCGCAGCAUCACUUACGAGCAUCCAGUUUCCUCAAUGGGUUUAGUUUAGGAGAAAAGAAGUAUUUGCUGUUUCCUGCACGCUCCUAUUUGAAAACUCCUUUGGCUCCCCAUUUCUUCCGUUCAGUCAGGUUUUUAAUGCCAGGCUGGCCAAUGUUGGCUCACGAAGCCAGUGGUCAAAAGGCUAGUACGGAACAAGAGUAAGUCCCUUUACGUUAAGGUGCUUUGUUUACCACACCAGAUCCAUUUCCUUUAGAUCAGGGGUCCUCAAACUAAGGCCCGCGGGCCGGAUACGGCCCUCCAAGGUCAUUUACUCGGCCCUCACUCAGGGUCAACCUAAGUCUGAAACUACUUGAAAGCACACAACAACAACAACAAUCCUAUUUCAUCAGCCAAAAGCAGGCCCACACUUCCCAUUGAAAUACUAAUAAAUUUAUAUUGGCUAAAAUUGUUCUUCAUUUUAAUGAUUUUAUUGUUUUUAAGUGUUUUUUGCACAACAAAUAAGAUAUGUGCACAGUGCAGUGUACAUAGGAAUUUAUUCAUUUUUUUUUCCAAAUUAUAAUCCGGCCCUCCAACAGUUUGAGGGACUGUGACCUGGCCCUCUGUUUAAGAAGUUUGAGGACCCCUGCUUUAGAUGUUGCGGGCUAUUUCUGUAUUAAUGUAUUGUCGAAGGCUUUCAUGGCUGGAAUCACUCAGUUCUUGUGGGUUUUUUUCGGGCUAUAUGGCCAUGUUCUAGAGGCAUUUCUCCUGAUGUUUCG